Molecule: messenger RNA, 1452 nt
Organism: Humulus lupulus (European hop)
Lineage: Eukaryota; Viridiplantae; Streptophyta; Magnoliopsida; Rosales; Cannabaceae
Product: strigolactone esterase D14
Exons: 2
Coding region: 338-1141 (267 amino acids)
Source: RefSeq, a predicted model, not a curated record
UAAACAAAAAAAACCCAAGUGUACCAUGCAACAUACUUCUUUCCCAUUAUAAAUAGCAACCUCCGCUCAAUACAUACGAAACUUCCAAAUCAAACCCAUAAAAUAAACCACACAAAACACAUAGAGCCCAAGUCCUCCGAACAUACCUACCCAACACCCCCACCUAAUAAUCUUAACUAUAUAUAUAUAUAUAAAUAUAUAUAUAUAUUUCAAUAAUUAUUUAUUUUUAUUUCUCAUUCUACUAUAUUACAACACAGGAUAGGAAAGAUUACACAGAGAAAAGAGAGAGCCGAAAAGAAAGCUGAGUUAGAGAGAGAACUAAAAGAUACGUACGGACAUGGGUAACAACAAUAUCUUGGAAGCACUGAACGUUCGGGUCGACGGGUCGGGCGCUAGAAACCUGGUGCUGGCCCAUGGGUUUGGGACAGACCAGUCGGCUUGGCAACGCAUUCUGCCCUACUUCACCCCAAAUUAUCGUGUGAUACUCUACGACCUUGUCUGCGCCGGAAGUGUCAACCCGGCUCAUUUCGAUUUCCGGCGAUACACCACUCUCGACGCCUUUGUCGACGACUUGCUCAAUAUUCUUGACGCCCUAAACCUGGAUCACUGCGCCUAUGUCGGUCACUCCGUUUCUGCCAUGAUCGGAAUUCUCGCCGCUAUUCGCCGCCCCGACCUCUUUUCCAAGCUCAUCCUCGUCGGAGCUUCACCUAGAUUCUUAAACGACACGGAUUACCACGGUGGAUUCGAGCAAGGCGAGAUCGAGAAGGUGUUCAAGGCAAUGGAAGCUAAUUACGAAGCGUGGGUAAGCGGGUUCGCUCCGCUGGCAGUCGGGGCUGAUGUACCGGAGGCGGUCCGGGAAUUUAGUCGUACCCUUUUCAAUAUGCGGCCCGAUAUCACUCUAUUUGUAUCACGGACCGUCUUCAACAGUGAUCUGAGAGGGGUUUUGGGCUUAGUCAAGGUGCCCUGUUGUAUAAUGCAGACGGAUAAGGACGUUUCGGUUCCGGCUUCAGUCGCCGAAUACCUCAGAGACCAUUUGGGUGGCCGUAACACCGUCGAAAUGCUUGAAACGGAGGGUCAUUUACCCCAUUUGAGUGCUCCAUGGCUGUUUGCUCAAAAGCUCCGGCGAGCCCUAACUCGGUGAGUUUAGUUUGCCGCCUCUGUUUUUGGGUCAGCCCUAAAAUAUUAAAAUAAUAAUAUUAUUAUUAUUAAAAAAUGGUGGAGCAGGAGAUGUUGACACUUGGCGAAUAAUAUGUGGAUGUUAGUUUCUGGACUUUGGAUUAUCUGGUUCUUACUCCGGUAGAGGAUAAGAAUUUCCACGUGAUAAUCACGUGAUGACGUAUCAUCUUUGUAUUUUUAUUUUUUAUGUACUUGUAAAAUUUGGAUUGCCCAUGUUUUAGCUUUUUAUGGGCAAACAAAACUAUAAGUGAAAAAUGAUUUUUAAUUUGUACUUUA